This is a messenger RNA of Leptopilina boulardi, 3848 nucleotides long. RefSeq lists its product as uncharacterized. The record is from RefSeq and is a predicted model, not a curated record. NCBI's taxonomy places the organism in Eukaryota, Metazoa, Arthropoda, Insecta, Hymenoptera, Figitidae. Bases 265 to 3645 code for a protein of 1126 amino acids. The transcript has 2 exons.
CAACAACUCAAGUUGUGAUAUCAGUUGUAACUCUCAUGGGAAAAUAUAUAUAAUUCAACAUAUUAUUUUGUGUGAGAAUAAUUAACGACACAUUAAUCAAAUUAUUGAACUUUACAGCGUUUCUUAAGCAAUAUAAGAUAUUACAUUUUUCUGUCUUUUCUAUUGAAAAAAAUACAGUGGCAAUUUUAACAAACUUUAAUAGAAUUUGAACAUUUAUAAAGUGGUAAAUAUAAACUCUAUACUAAUAAAACUCAACAAUUAAUAAUGGAAGCAAUUAUAAAUCCACUAGAAGCUGUAAAACUUAUACCAAUCUUCAAUUACAUUAAUAUACUUAGCGAUUUUUUAUACUUUGAACAUUACCUUGAAGAAAUCGAUCAAAAUAAACAGAUACCAAUUGUUAAUGCACUUUAUGAAUAUUUAGAUGACCAUCAGAAUAAUAAAUUCAAGAAGGCUGAAUUAAUUAGAGCUUUAUUACAAGGAAGUGAUAUGUAUGGAGCAAACAUCGGCGAACAUGUUGAUGUCACUUUUGUUAAUGUGAUGUUCGACUAUAUUAUUAGUUCUCUUGUAUUUGACAAGUAUGGUAAUAUUUAUGGGUUUUUGGCAGAUGUAUUUUGUAAAGUAGAAAAUUUACAAUUUGAAAAAGUAUUAAAUAUAAUAAGGAUAAAUCUUCAAAAUGCAUCUUUUGACAAUGAAUAUGGCAGUAGUUCGACUCUCAGUGAUUUAUCAGUGGCAAGAAUAUACAACGACAUAAUAUUACCUCUCUUUCCUCAACCAAAUGAUAGUCUUAAUUUAUUGUCUCUUGAUUACAUUUAUGCACAAGCUGGUUCAAUGUUUCUACGAGCAGGUAGAAUAAAUUCUAACAAUUACAUAAAUUUUGAAAGCAAUACUACAUAUCUGACUGAGGAUAAUUUAUUUAACGAAUACCUAGUAAUAGGACAUGUAAUUGAAAGCUUCAUAUUAACUGAUGAGAAAAAUGUUGAUAUGUUAAAAGCUUUUGCUCUUCCAGCUCUUACGUAUUCCAUUUUCAAUUACAAACAUUUAUUUGCCAAUGAUAAUACGGCAAAUUUAAUAUCCGAUUCAACUUUCUGGCAUUCGGCUUAUGUUUAUUUAUUUCAAUAUACAACUGCAUGUUUUGAUGCUAUUGAAGAUAAGUUGAAAAAUGACUACACAUUAAAAAUAUAUAGUGCACUUCUUAGAUUUCAAAGUUGUUCUGCGUUUGCUAAUGAUAUCAUUGAGCAUCAUUGUCCUAAAUUAGACAUACAGGAAAGAAUUUUUAAAUUUCUUUUUUUUUCGUAUUAUCCUUUUCCCUUUCGAUGUAAAAUUGAUGAAUCUCUACUAAAUCCAAAAGAGUAUUUUAAAAAUCAAAUGAAUAAUAUCACAGAAUUAUAUGAAACAUUCGAAUUGCAAUUAGUUCAAAAUAAUUUUCCCAAAGCUUUAUUACAGAUAAUUGAACGUGAGAAAGUUAUUGUAAAAUUAUUAGUUCCUAAUAACUUAGUACUAAAUCAUAAUAUCCAUGAAUCAGAAUAUUUGUCUUAUGAUAUUUUAGAAUUUUUUUUCCCCCAUAAUCUAAGUGCAAAUUACUACAUUUUGAAACGAGAAAAUUCUAAUGUAAUAUUAAUCAAUACAAAUGAUAAUUCACAAUUAUUUCCAAUGCACAUUAGACAAUAUUUGGAAAAAUUAUACACAACGGCGUAUCAUAAAAUUUUAAAAACAGCUGACGAAAAUAGUAUCGUAUUUUUUCACAACUUAGUAGAGCAUAAAAAAUCGAGAUUUGAAUCUCAGUUAAACAUUUUAAACAACUGUGAAGAAGAUAAAGGUCAACUGAAUAAUAAUUGGUGGAAAGAAUUUGAUUUAUCAUUAGUGCCAUAUUAUCCAUGUUUAGCAAAUUUAUCUGAAACUAAUAAUAGAAAUUAUUGUGUAUCAAAUAAUACUAAUAUCUAUUACAAACAUCUACUUGACAUCACUUCAAAAGCAAUAAACAAUUAUUCACAAUCAAUUCUGUCUUCAUCAGGCACAAAUAUAAGAUCAUUAAUUUUAAAAUAUGCAAGUUUUCAAACAGUAGCUGAAAUUCUAACAGAAGAACGAGAAUAUAGACUUACAUUAAAAAAUCCACUAAUUAAAAAUAAAAUAUUUCAGGAUAUUUCUUUAAAUAUAAAUGAUCCUGCAUUUCAAUUAACAUUUAUAGCUAAAGACGACAUAAAUCUGUUUAAAAGAAUAAUCUAUUCUUUAAGAGAAAAGACUGAUUUUAAUUUUACAUUAGUUACUAGUAGUCUUUCGAUGAUAACAAAAUUAAAAUCCAAUUCUUACAAAAGCAUUGGUACUAUUGGUGCAAAUAGUUCUCGAUUAAUUUUCAUAAACACUUUAAAUAAUCGAAGUGAUACUGGAUAUGGUUAUAAGUUUACUUUUUUAUCUGAAAAUAUAAAAGAAAUUGCACAAUUAAGAACUGGCUAUGAAUUAAAAGAUCAAAGAUUAUUUACCCAAGGAUACAAGGAAAAAGAAAAGAAAAUGUAUAUUGCAUUAAGUAACAUAACUUUUCAAAUUGAACCUGAUCAUAUUAUGUAUGAAAUUAAUAAUCAAUUUUGGAGGAGACCAACAAGAUAUAUAUUUUCCGGAAUAACGAUUCUAGCUGAUGAUUAUAAUGAGAAUUGUUCGGAUAAUAAGUAUUUUGAAAUGUGGAAAAAUUAUAAUAUUUGCCGAAGACGACAGCGUUUUAAUGCGAAAUCUAUCUAUUUAGAAUACGCUGUAAAAUUUAUUCAGAAAGAUACAAGUUUUUCUGAAGAACAGAUACGCCAUAUGCUUGAAAAAUAUACGUUUUCAGAUAAUACAACUCUAAUGCGUUUUGUCAAUGAUUUGCUAAAUGACAAUUCUUUUAAAGAACCUAUUUGGAGUAAAAACUAUAUAAUAGAAAAUCCAGCUCUCUUAAAUGAAUUAAGAUUUAAUUUACGUUUUGAGGAACAUACUACUAUAUCAGAAUAUGAUGCUGAAUUUAGAAUCAAUUAUCUUUACACAAAAGCAGAAAGAUAUCGAAUUGAAGAAGAAACAUCGAUAAAAAAUAUAGUUAAAGAAUACAAUGAAAAGAAAUCAUAUUUUUCGGUUUCAUUUCAUGAUUACUAUGCAAUUCGAAAUUAUGCUACAACAGGAUAUAAAAGAAUAACAUGUGGUAGCCAUGAAGCAAAACUUAUGAAAAUGGCUUUAUAUAAAUUAGCAAUAAGACAGUCCGACGACGAUCCAUAUGAGGAAAUUUAUUUAAAAUUAUUUAGAAUUGAGACUAAACCAAUUACAAUUCGUCGAAUUAUGUCAACUAAAAUGAAUAUCACUCUUCAAAAAUUUACACAAGCUUCUUCUAGUGUGGACUCGGUUACAAGAUUUGCUGGUUAUCCACAAACUGGAUAUAUAAACAUUCUUUAUGAAAUGAUAUUUAAUGGAUCAUAUCCAAGGAUAAAAAUAGAACAAUUUUAUAACAAAAAAGAAAAGAAUGUAAUUCUUUUACCAGGAAGUGAAUUUUUCAUUGAAGACAGUACAAUGCUGCAACUUGGAGGAUUGGGCAAUGUUUUAAAACUGAAAUUAAUCUUUAAAGAUAAUUUUAAUGAUAAAUAUGUUUGGUAUAGAAAUAUCAUGAAUGAAAUUGCACAUAUCAAGUUCUAAACAUUUCUCUAAUGAAUUUCAGAAAACAAGUGGGACAAUUAACUAAAAUAUUAAUAAAUCUCCAUCUUCUUGAAUAAAGGAAACAUAAGUUGGAUAAGGAUGUAAAGCAAUUUUUUUUAUUGUUUUUAUUAUUUGCGCAAAAAAUCUUUUUUUAAUAAAAUUGAGCUUUGGAACUAAGAGACAUAUGUAGACACAAAAAUAAA